This is a messenger RNA of Selaginella moellendorffii, 1311 nucleotides long. RefSeq lists its product as uncharacterized. The record is from RefSeq and is a predicted model, not a curated record. The transcript has a single exon. Lineage: Eukaryota; Viridiplantae; Streptophyta; Lycopodiopsida; Selaginellales; Selaginellaceae. Bases 1 to 1311 code for a protein of 436 amino acids.
AUGGGAGCAAACAUCGAAGAAUUUUCGGGUGGUGGACCAUACUACUUUAAGAUACACGGUCAAGUGUAUCACCGAAUGGGCAGCUUCAGACCACGAGAUGAUCAAGAAGCAAUGUAUUCACAACUCUAUAUUCUAGAUACGGCACAAGCAACAGAAACAAGAAUGAGAAAUAUGCAUAACAAAAAAUGCGACCGGGAACUAAUGUACAGAUUAGAUGUUCUCUUACGAGAAAUCAAUCCCUAUGCAAAAGCAUUCAAGAUGUUGCAUGAGCUUGAGAAUGAGAUGUCUCUUUCAUCACAAGAGAUUGUCAUGUACAUCAAGGGAGAGAGCACAACAGAUCCUCGAAGAUACAAUGCACCGUGUUCAAAUGAAAUUGCUGCCAUUUUUACAAAUCCAAGUGGGAACCCACCAUUUGACCGUAGUAUAGCAGUCUAUCCAAAGGAAGAAUCAAUGCAGGAAAUAUCAAUCAUUUCAUCAUGUUGUGACCCUAUGAUCUACCCAAUUCUUUUUCCCAGUGGAGAGGACGGAUGGUCAAAUGAUAUAAAAUACACAGAUAACGGCAAUACACUUAAACGUUGUAAUGUCACAAUGAUGGAAUUUUAUCAGCACAAAUUUGCUAUACGGGGCAUAUGUCACAAUGGCAUAAGAAGCAUAUAUUUCAACCCUGUGUUGACAGCAGGAAAACUCACACAACAAUACAUGGUCAAUACAUACACCAAGAUUGAAGGUGGCCGACUAACAUGGAUAAGAAACCACCAACGUGAGCUACGUGCUGAAGCAUACGGUGGCCUCUCAGAUUUCGUGAAAAACAGAGCCGAACAGGAAGGGGUACGUGCUGGAAAACUAAUAAUACUUCCAUCCUCAUUCACUGGAGGCCCACGACAGAUGAAUCAGAACUACCAGGAUGCCAUGAGCCUUGUAAGGAAGUAUGGAAAACCUGAUUUGUUCAUAACAUUCACCUGCAAUCCUAAAUGGAAAGAGAUCACUGAAAACCUUCUACCUGGACAAACAACUGCAGAUAGACCUGACUUGGUUGCACGUGUGUUCCACAUCAAGAAACAAGAACUCAUAGAUGACAUUUACAAACGAGAAAUAUUUGGCCAGGUCAAUGCUUAUGUCUAUGUGAUUGAAUUCCAAAAAAGAGGACUGCCACACUGUCAUAUUUUGGUGAUCCUUGGUAAAGAUAAUAAAAUCAGAACUAUCGAUGACAUAGACAAUAUAGUUACUGCCGAAAUACCAGAUGCCAGACUAGACCCAGAAUUAUAUGAAUUGGUUAAAAAGCACAUGAUACAUGGGCCUGAAUUGGCCUGA